Messenger RNA from Eurytemora carolleeae, 820 nucleotides. RefSeq names its product protein FAM173B-like. Gene Ontology annotation, cellular component: mitochondrion. The transcript is spliced from 11 exons. The record is from RefSeq and is a predicted model, not a curated record. NCBI's taxonomy places the organism in Eukaryota, Metazoa, Arthropoda, Copepoda, Calanoida, Temoridae. Gene Ontology annotation, biological process: regulation of mitochondrial ATP synthesis coupled proton transport; peptidyl-lysine trimethylation; positive regulation of proton-transporting ATP synthase activity, rotational mechanism. Gene Ontology annotation, molecular function: protein-lysine N-methyltransferase activity.
AUUUUCAGAAUAAAGUUGUAAAAAUGGAGUAUAGAGUAGUGGAUGGAUUAAAGGAAGAACUAAGAAUAAAAAGAGAAGAUGCUGCCGCGCACAUGGACGAAAUAAAAAACAUUUCAUCCAAUCCAACAUUAUUACCAGCCAAGGAUCUAGGUUUAGGAGAUCCAGGCAACUGCAAGGUGUGUCAGGAAUUACAGAAUGAAUUUACUAAGAAUCCCGGAGGAAAACCUCCAAGAAAUAUCGGACUCAUCAUUGCUGCUGGUAUUGGAGGACUAGCUGUAGCUAUCAGUGCUGUGUGUGUUCCUUUUGUAACUCCAGCUUUAAGAAGAAUAUGUUUACCGUAUGUUCCUGCUACAGAUAUACAGGUUUCAAAUGUAUUAAAAGCUUUGAGCAGUAGAUCUGGAACAAUUCUAGAUAUAGGUAAUACAUUUACUAUAGUAGGUAAAGGUAUAUAGUUAAACCCUUGGCUAGUUUACUAUAGUAGGUUUCGAGCACUAAGGGAGGGAUUAUCUAAAGAAACUGGAUUUUUCCGAGCUGACUUGUGGAAACAUAACUUGAAGGAAUACGACAAUAUUGUAAUUUUCGGAGUAGAACAGAUGAUGGUAGAUUUGGAAAAGAAAAUGGUAAAAGAAGUUAAGAAGGAUACAUUGAUAGUAGCCUGUAGGUUUAAAUUUCCAGAGCUUAAACCUAUAAAAGAGAUUGGGGAGGGGGUGGAUACAGUCUGGACUUACAAGGUGAGCAGAUAAGAAGAAUUAAACCUUUAUACCUUUAUAUGUAUAGUGACCUUAUUGUAGUGAAUGAAUAAAAAUUGAAUUUUCAUUAA